AUGGCCGGAGUAUUCGGCAAUGGUGGCCAAGGAGGCCAAUUUCCACUUGAGCAAUGGUUCUACGAAAUGCCUCCCUGUACACGAUGGUGGACCGCUGCCACCGUGGCAACGUCUGUGCUGGUGCAGUGUGAGGUUGUGUCGUCGAUGCAGCUUUAUUAUAGUUUACCUGCUGUAUAUUACUGGCGUAUAAUCACCACAUUUUUAUACUUCGGUCCCCUCAACCUCGAUCUCUUAUUCCACGUCUUCUUCCUCCAACGCUACUCCCGUCUUCUCGAAGAAUCCUCGGGCCGCUCCCCGGCUCAUUUCUCCUGGCUACUAUUCUACGCCAUGAGUUCUCUCCUCAUGCUCUCCCCUUUUGUGUCCUUACCAUACCUCGGCCAAGCCCUCUCCUCAACUCUAGUCUACAUCUGGAGUCGCCGCAACCCGGACACAAGACUCAGCUUCUUGGGGCUACUGGUAUUCACAGCGCCGUACUUGCCGUGGGUGCUAAUGGCGUUUCAUUUCUUGGUUCAUGGCACUGUGCCCAAGGAUGAUAUCUGUGGUGUGAUUGUAGGGCAUGUGUGGUACUUCUUCUCGGAUGUCUAUCCGUCGUUGCAUGACGGUCAUCGACCUCUAGAUCCGCCGGGUUGGUGGAGAAGGAUAUUUGAGGGGGGGAGUACGAGGCCGACGACAAAUGCUAUUCGCGAUGAGCGCGAGGCGGAUGACACGCAGGCUGCCAAUAUCAAUCAAGAUUUUGCGGCGGCGGCUGCACCUGAGGUGCGAUGA
Messenger RNA from Talaromyces amestolkiae, 765 nucleotides. RefSeq lists its product as uncharacterized. NCBI's taxonomy places the organism in Eukaryota, Fungi, Ascomycota, Eurotiomycetes, Eurotiales, Trichocomaceae. Gene Ontology annotation, biological process: endoplasmic reticulum unfolded protein response. The record is from RefSeq and is a predicted model, not a curated record. Gene Ontology annotation, molecular function: ubiquitin-specific protease binding; misfolded protein binding. The transcript is spliced from 2 exons. The coding region runs from base 1 to 765 and encodes 254 amino acids. Gene Ontology annotation, cellular component: Hrd1p ubiquitin ligase ERAD-L complex; endoplasmic reticulum membrane.